CGGAAGAAGAAAGUAACGGCGCCAAAAUUGCCUGGGGAUUCAGAACAGGAGCAGAGAGGUAGAGCUGGCCACACCGUGGAAGGGAAUGCCAGGGCUAAUCAGGAUGAACUAGAAAGCUGGCUGGGAAUCUGCCCAGCUAUAGGUGUAAGCUUUAAAAUACUCAAAAGCCUGUGUCAUCGUUUGUAUCACUGGUGGGUGGCAAAGUCCCGCUGUGUAACUGAAAUCACACGGGGGCCUUUUUAAGUGGAAGAAACUGCUCAGUGUGGGAGGAACAACGCCCAGGUGUCCCCGAGAGCAAGAGAAGCGAAACACAAAGAAUAACCAUGAGGCCUGAGCAACGUCUCGGAUGUAUGUGAACUUUACCACAUCCUUCCCGCGACCGCUCCUGUACUUAGUCACCAUCCCAGGAGGCCGUCCAGAAAGAAUCUGAAGUUAGAAAGAGUUGAGAAUAUAUUUGAAGAAACGAUGAUUGGAAACACCCCACAGCUGGAAAAAGAUGUGAAUCCACAGACAUUCACAGAGCCCUGUGUUCAACUCAAGUGUCCAGGAAAUAUUCUUCAGAAUGGACGGCAUGCCAAGCCAGGAAGUUUGAAAGAUUCACAGAAAGGAUUUCAUCUGAGAAGCAGAGACAGUGAUUGGAAAAGGAACAUCUCUGUGGAUCAGGACACAGACUAUGCUGAACUGGUUCUGUCUGUAGGAGAAAUGACACUUGGAGAGAAGAAUAGGAAUUCAAUGAAAGAUAGUCAACGGAGACGAAAAGAAGCCAAAAACAUCUUACAGGCUGUGUGUGCACUGCUGAAUUCUGGAGGGGGUGUGGUCAAGGCCCACAUUAAAAAUAAAAACUACAGCUUCACCAGAGAUGGAAUAGGACAGGAUUUGGUAAAAUCCUUGCCCAGUAUCCUGAAUCUUCCUCAUAAAUAUCUAGACUACAUGCAGCACAAAGACUACUUUUUCACUUUUGUGAAACCAUGGAAGCCGAAUCACAAAGGUCCAGGAAUCACCACCUUGAGAACCAACUUGUACCAGAGACGCAUCUCAUCCUCGCAUGAACUGACAUCAGCUGCUGCACUGCACUUCCUCAGAUCCAGACCAAGCUCACCUGGAAAAAUCAUCCAUAAUGAAUUACUAAAUGAAUGUCUUAACUUAUUUAACAGAGACUGGCUUGCCUAUGAGGAGACAUUCUGUUUCACUAAAUCCACACAUGCUGAAGUAAAAUUGACUCCCAAGGAAAAGAUUUUUCCUAAAAAAGAGAUUUUAGAGAUUCUCCCUCAAACUGUUUCUGCAUUUGCAAACACUGAUGGGGGAUAUUUGUUCAUAGGUUUGGAUGGCAAAACCCAGAAAAUUAUUGGUUUUAAAGCAGAGGAGAGCGAUCUCAUGCUUCUAGAAAGUGAAAUUGAAAAGUGCAUAAGACAGCUGCCUGUCACUCACUUCUGUGAGGAGAAGGAGAACAUAAAGUACACAUGCAAAUUCAUUGAAGUGCACAAAUCCGGAGCCGUGUGUUCAUAUGUGUGUGCACUCAGAGUGGAGAGAUUCUGCUGUGCAGUGUUCGCUGCAGAGCCCGAAUCCUGGCAUGUGGAAGACAGCUGUGUGAAGAGGUUUACCACAGAGGAAUGGGUGAAGCGCCAGAUGGAUCCCAGAGCAGGUUUUUCCAAGCAAGAUAAACACACUCUUCAAUCAAGCAGCCCGUCACAAGGUGCCCAUAGCUGCUUUCCAUAUGAUGACCCUGAUGAUCCUCAACACAGUGCUCCCCUUCCAGGGAUAUCUGGAAAGGUGAUACGCUCUCCAGAAGCCCUCUGCAUGAAUCCUUUCUUACCGCAUGAAGGCUAUGAGCAGUUCCUCCUGACAGAGUUGUGCUCGUUUCCUAAAGGAACACUGGUCAUCUCUAAGAGCUGGGCUUUGGAUCUGGGCUUGCAAGAGAAGCAGGGAGUCAUCUGUGAUGUGCUUCACGGUUCCCAGGACAGUCUCCUGACCCUGCACGGCUUUGUCUGUGGAGAUGAGGACCUGGAAGUCAACAGCGCUCUUCUGAGGAAACUAGGGGCCGAGUUAAAGGGUUAUUAUAAACAAAUUGCCCUAACCUUAAAGCAGACGUUGGUAAACCAGGGUGGUUACACUGGGAAAAUAGGUAUCGUGACAAAGAUAACAUACUUGGGUCAUAAGGUUGUGUGUCUUUAUGAUUCUAGCUCGAAAAUACGUUACCCACGCAAAUAUUAUCUGACAACCAAGACAGUAAAGGACUUAGAAAAAGCUCUUGCUGAAAUCUUAGGAGGUCAUGAGUCUUUCUACAGUUUACCCAGGAAAAACUGUAGCGAUCAUUCUAUCUCUUCGUUUCUAAAGGCAUGCAAUUAUAUAGUUUAUUUUUCAAGAAAUGUAUUACCUCAUAUUCGAGCCUGGCUUCAUGUAAAAAAAUGAAGUAUAGCACAAUGAUAUUUUAAAGUAUGUAAGUGCUGGGCAGUGUUGGUGCAUGCCUUUAAUCCCAGCACUUGGGAGGCAGAGGCAGGCGGAUUUCUGAGUUCGAGGCCAGCCUGGUCUACAGAGUGAGUUCCAGGACAGCCAGGGCUACACAUAGAAACCCUGUCUCGGAAAAAAAAAAAAAGUAUGUAAACGAUAAUGUUUUCCAAUUCUAUAAAAAUACAGAGAAUAUGACUUUGAGCUUCGGAGGAAUGGAAACCAAAUUCUGGAAAAGAGAUUGCCAUUGAAGAUGUCAAUGACAAAUUAUAGCAUUAAUAAUGUGUUCCUGAGCCAUGCAUGUGCCUUUGAUUCCUGCACCUGGAGGGAGUCAUGGCAUCCUGGUCUAUGUAAAGUUCCAGGGCAGCCAGAGUUAUGCAGUGAGAGCUUUUCUCAAAAUUUAUUAAUUAAUUACAUAAUUAAUUAAUAAUGCAUGUCCCUCCUUAUCUGUAUAACCACUCCUCACUGAUGAAAUGCAUGGUGCCUUUAAUUUAUGGGAGACACUCUUUGUAAAGAAGUCAGUAAAGAAAAUGUUGAAAUAGGUGGUCUGAUACGGAAAUGUUUUUGUCCUGUUUUUGCUAUCCAGUCUUGUGUGUUUUUACUGUUUAAUACUUGAUUUGUAUGUGGCAACCUGAGGGAAGGUUCCCUCAUGUCCAAAACUUCUCACAUGUCCAAAAUCAUAAAAGCGAAGGUCAGAUUAUGCAGAGAUUAAAUGCAGACUCCUCACAACAUCAUUUAUUAAAUAGAAGAGAUUUCCAGAAAGGUCAAAGAGAUAUGGAAACUGAGUACAAUGAUUUUCAGUGAGGAGAGUACAUUCUGUCUUAAAGGAGAGCAUUGUAUCUCUUGAAUGUAUGACAGUCCACAGGUCUUAGGCCAUGCUAGCAGUCUCUAUGGGGCUAUAGAUGGCAUCUAUUUUUCUGUUCGUACGAUCAUUUCCUAUGAAGUAUUGAUAAUAGGAUUUCAAGAUGUUGAUAUUGUUUGUUUAGGGUUUGAUUGUUGUAUUCUUCACAUUCAUGUGGUCAUGUUGUUUGUGCUAUAGAUAAAACAUGAAAAGGUAUUUACAGCACUGAGUUUACAUGUGAGAAUUAUGCAUUAAUUGAAAUGUUGGUAUUUCCUUCAUAAAGGAAGAAAUGUCUUUAUUGUACAUCUCCGUUUGUGAAGGAUAAAAAUUCUCAACAUUUUGCCCUUAGCGGCUAUUGUAUACACAGUGGUGACCUGUUGUGACUUUUGAUGGAGCUCAUCAAAAGACUGGUUGCCCUUCAUGAGAGUUCUGAUGAUGUGGGCUCUGAGAUGGGUGCUCACAGACGCCAGUCAUCUUUAGCCAUGUUCUGUUAUGAUAUAUUUCUUUAUCAAUAUGAUUUAUUCUUAAAAUAUAGUUCAUUUUUAUCUA
Messenger RNA from Apodemus sylvaticus (European woodmouse), 3835 nucleotides. RefSeq names its product ribonuclease SLFN12-like. The transcript is spliced from 5 exons. Lineage: Eukaryota; Metazoa; Chordata; Mammalia; Rodentia; Muridae. The record is from RefSeq and is a predicted model, not a curated record. Bases 466 to 2409 code for a protein of 647 amino acids.